AUAAAUAAUAAAUUAAUAAUAAUAAUAAUAAACAUAAAUGUGAUAUGUAUAGUGUUAAAAUUUGUGUGCGUGAGUUGCCACCAGGGAAUAAUGGGAAGAAAUAACGGGUAGCACCGAGUGAUCAGAAAAGGAAGAAGAAAUGGAAAAAGAUUCUGUGUGUUUGAUGCAACAUAAAUAUAUAAUAUAUGGUUUAUUGGUGGACGCGGAUCUAGCACACUUAUCAUGUCGGGAUGUUACCAGAACCUCAAAUUUCAUUCUUAAUAGGAGAAUAGGACGGGAUUGGACGAAUGGGAGGAGAGGAUUAGAUAAAAAAUUCAAGUUUGAUUGCGCAAUAUGAGAGAUUCAAAAUAUUUUUCUUCACAUAUCUUGAACGAGAUUAUAAUGUGUGCUUUGAGGGGCCUUAGUUUUGGAAUGAUCAAGUCUGGGCAACACGGGGCUAAUCUGCUAAUUAUCAAAUCAUAUCCUCUCAAUUGCGUUUUAUGAGCAAGAGAGAUUGGUAUUUUAUCGCUUUAAUUGGUUUUCCAGACAGGAAAUAAUCAACCAAUAAUUAAGUAUUUAAUAAAUAACCGUUUCACUCCCUUAAAAAUUUGCUUUAUCUGUCUGAUCUGAGAUGGCCAUGGAAGUGGAACUCAGCGGCAGUAGUUCUAGCUUUGAAAUCGUCGAGCCUGUGAACUUCUACGGAGAAGCUGGUGAGAACAGCAGUUCGUUCAGCAACAUCCAGAGUCGAUUGACCUACGAAGCGGUUGUCGACCUUCUCACCAAUACCCCUGACUCGAAGUGCACAUGUUGGCCUCCUUCGAAGCCCAAGAAUGGCGACAUCUUCAUCUUCACUUACGAAGACGAGAAGCACCACUUCGACUUUGUGGCCGAUGGUAUGAAUUGGCGCAACCAGGGCACCAGGUUGUACUCAAAAGAGGGCAUCGUUGUCAAGAAACGCUACUACCAACGCAGAAUCGGCAAAGAUGCUGUGGAUUUCCGUAAGAAUGUCUUCGAGAUCAGCAGCUUAACUCGAGUUUUGAUCCAUUACUUUGGACCAAGGGACGAGGAUCUCCCCGAAGCCCCGCAUGGUAAUCGCAAAAAGCAUUUGGAUAAAGGGCACGUACGCGUCAUGCCGUCCGUGCUUGCCGACAUUAAGGAAAGCAAGGACAACGUUGGAGAGAUCUACAUGAAGAUGGUGGCUGAGUGUAAAGUACCUCCGCAAAACUUCAAGGUUGCCAUGCCGCGGAACAUUAAGCAGGUCGAGAACAGGAAACAAUAUGAAAAGAAACAUGAAGGCGUCGAGAAGGUUGAUGUUGACGAGAUCAGUUCGCUGUUGCAGCUGAACACAGACCUUGGAGGCUUCGUGAAGUACCUUUCGUUUGUGCCGUGCCUUAACAUUGUACUGAUCAACGAACAAGUUCUCGGUGACUGGAGCGAAAUGGCAAGUAGCGGUGAGAGGUGCCUCUUGUCAUACGUCACACGACUCAGGGUCAGGGACAUCUACAUUUCUGCGCUCAUUGCUCUCAACCACCAAUUUUCUAACGAGCCCGGCGUACCGCUGGCAUACCUGCUGCACCAGCGCAAUUCUGUGUCGGCCUACAAGCUGCUUUUGAGGGAAGUCAAAGACGUGGCUCCUGCUAUCGACUCAGAAAAUAUAUUUGUGGUCACGGAAAGAACACCGGAGGUACAGGACGCAUGGAAGGAAGUGAUCCAAAACGCACCCCUUUUCACGUGUUGGGAGAGCAUCAAGAAAACAGCUUUUAACCACCUUAAGAAACUGAGAGUCACUGGACCUGAGCGGAAAACCUACAUCGAGACACUAAAUUCGUUAAUGACUUCUGAAUCUGAAGAAGAGUACAUGAAUCAUUACGAGGAAUUCAAGCACAUUUGGAUGCACGAUUUCAGUGCUUUCUACGACACACAACUCUUUGACGUCAUAAAAUCUUCGAUUCGUGGCAAUCUUCUCUUACAUGACGUGUACUCCGAGGACCGUGGUAUAGUAGCUAUCGAGUGUGAAGGCUUCAACGCCGUCCUCCUUGGCUUAUCGAAUUGGAAUAACCCUAAUCUGGACGGCGUGACGCUAUCGCUUUACAUGCUCAGCUGCUACUACCAGAAGGAACUGGACAGGGGCUAUAAAGGUGAUGGCCCGUGGCGCCUGAACCCUGGAUAUGAACCUCGUACGCGAGUGCUGACCGACGAUGCUGCCAUGCUGGAGGGCGUUGUUGAUCCUGAUCAGAUCGUGCAAAUUGUACAGAACAAAGUUAGCUCGCAGCCUUCAGUGUAAUUCUACGAUGCCAGAAUUGUACGGAAGAUAUUUGGCUUGCAUGCUCUGCAAGUUCCGUAGUCGAUAGAGCAUGCCAGCGUAGGUGUUAAGUCCACCAAUUAUGUGCCCAGACCUGGAACGUCGCGUUAAUAUGUAUGUAUAAUUAUGAUUUGCAUUAGGUCGUGAUUACAUGUUAUUUAAUUGCCAGUGCAUGCCUCUAAGGAUACCAGUAUGAUCGCGUAGAAGUCCCGACGAAGUUAAAUUUUGCUAUUGUGUGGUGAAGCUGUCGCAGGAGCUAUUUUGUAUAUUUUAUGAUAAUUAAUUUGCAGUACAGUUCUUAUUUAUU
This is a messenger RNA of Hyalella azteca, 2588 nucleotides long. RefSeq lists its product as uncharacterized. The transcript is spliced from 2 exons. NCBI's taxonomy places the organism in Eukaryota, Metazoa, Arthropoda, Malacostraca, Amphipoda, Hyalellidae. The record is from RefSeq and is a predicted model, not a curated record. Bases 611 to 2263 code for a protein of 550 amino acids.